This is a messenger RNA of Diachasmimorpha longicaudata, 2114 nucleotides long. RefSeq names its product Ectoderm-expressed 3 (gene Ect3). Lineage: Eukaryota; Metazoa; Arthropoda; Insecta; Hymenoptera; Braconidae. Bases 118 to 2028 code for a protein of 636 amino acids. The transcript is spliced from 6 exons. The record is from RefSeq and is a predicted model, not a curated record. Gene Ontology annotation, molecular function: beta-galactosidase activity. Gene Ontology annotation, cellular component: vacuole. Gene Ontology annotation, biological process: carbohydrate metabolic process.
CUUGACUCCAGUGGCUCAUCGUCAAUCGAGCUAUAAAGUGACGAUAGCCUGGCUCAACUUAUAAUCAAGGGCGUAUGAAGAGUAGUUGGGGAUUGAUCAGGUGAAUUACGUGAAACAAUGCGGAGACUUAUUAUACUUGUCGUGGUCACAUUGACCUCGGCAUUGGAGCUCGUCAGCAAUGUUCCGUUGAAUAGUACAACGCCGGGUGUUUAUGGUUUCGAAGUCGAUUAUGAAAAUAAUCAAUUUUUAUUGGACGGAAAACCUUUCCGUUACGUUUCCGGAAGCUUCCACUACUUUCGCACGCCGAAGGUCUAUUGGCGUGACAGAUUGAGGAAGAUGAGGGCUGCGGGUCUCAACGCUGUGUCAACCUACGUAGAGUGGAGCCUUCACCAACCGAGGCCGAACGUCUGGCGCUGGUCAGGGGAAGCGGACAUCGUCGAGUUCCUCACGAUCGCCCAACAGGAGGAUCUUCUGGUUCUCCUGCGCCCAGGGCCGUACAUCUGCGCUGAACGCGAUCUGGGGGGUUUGCCACCUUGGCUGAUGACCCUCGUACCGGAUAUAAAAAUGCGGACCAAUGACGCGCGCUAUAUGGAGUACGUCGAAGCGUACUUCCAACAGCUACUGAGUCGGGUGCAGCCGCUCCUCCGGGGUAACGGUGGACCUAUCAUCAUGGUCCAAAUUGAGAACGAAUACGGAAGCUUCCCUGCUUGCGAUGUGAAGUACAGGGAGGGCCUUCGUGAUAUCAUCGCAAGGUACGUGGAAAACAAGGCCCUCUUGUACACGACUGACGGAUCUGGGACCAACUACCUCCGCUGCGGAGUUGUCGCCGAGGCUUAUGCUACCGUUGACUUCGGAGCUGCCGCGAAUAUCACGAGGUCCUUUGGUGCGAUGCGAAAAUAUCAACCGAGUGGCCCUCUCGUCAAUUCCGAAUAUUACACGGGCUGGCUGACCCACUGGGACGAAGCCUUCCAGAGGGUCUCGACCGCCGCCUUCAUCAGAACUCUCAAGGCAAUGUUAAACCUCAACGCCUCCGUCAAUCUCUACAUGAUGUACGGUGGAACGAACUUUGGCUUUACCGCGGGUGCCAACGGUGGCGAGGAUCAAUAUAUGCCUCAAAUAACAUCUUACGAUUACGACGCACCUUUAACCGAAGCUGGUGAUCCCACAGAUAAAUAUUUCGCGCUUCGCGAUGCACUCGAGCAGUACCUGCCGAUGCCCAAUUUGUCCCUGCCCACGGUAGCUCCGAAGGGAAAUUACGGAGUUGUUUCCCUUCAACCGAUCACGAGAUUGUUUGAUAGUCAGGCCAGACGCCUAGCUGCCAAGGUUGGGGUCUUUAAGAUACCACCGACUUUUGAGCAGUUAGAUUUGCCUACGGGAAUCGUUCUUUAUGAGACCGAACUUCCUGUGGGGGUCAAAGAUCCUGCUGUUCUCACUGCCGCGGUAGCGGACAGAGCGCUUGUUUAUCUUGAUGAUUAUUUGGUCGGCACUUUGAGUCGAACUCUGAAGCUCAAGACAUUGAGUCUGCAGAACCCGUACGCUAAGAGGAUUCAGAUCCUUGUGGAGAGUCAGGGACAUCUAAAUUUCGGGAAUGUUGUUCAAGAUUGGAAGGGUCUCCUUAGCGCAAAAGUCGAUGAUAAGCCUCUGAAAAAUUGGAACGUGAGUUCCUUUCCACUGGACAAUCUGCAGCCAGUGGCGAACUUCUCAAUCACAAGUUUUGCGUCCGGCAAUCAGGUAAACGGUCCCUUCAUCCUUCGUGGCUCCUUCAAAGUGGAGGGACAACCCCUGGACACUUAUCUGAACGCGGUAGGAUGGGGUAAGGGGGUGGCCUACGUCAAUGGCCAUAAUAUCGGCCGAUACUGGCCCAAGACUGGACCGCAAAUCACGCUUUAUGUCCCCGGAGCAUGGCUCAAGACGGGCGUGAAUGAACUUAUUGUGAUUGAGUACGAGUACGUCCCUGCUGGGUUGAAAAUGAUAUUCCAGGAGGUUCCCAAUCUAGGGAGGUCUCAUAUGAGAGUCAGGGAUCAUUAAAUUAUGAGACAAUUUUUUUAUUAUAUUUUUACCAUAAAGUUAUGUAAACGAUAACACAAAGAAAUAAAUACUCUGUUUCUUAUCAA